Messenger RNA from Prunus armeniaca (apricot), 399 nucleotides. The record is from the annotation of a GenBank genome assembly. Lineage: Eukaryota; Viridiplantae; Streptophyta; Magnoliopsida; Rosales; Rosaceae.
AUGCAUGAAAAUGUAUUGCCACCUCCACCACGCCUAAAAUCUAGAAUCUCCCACGAUAUGUUCCACUUGUUGCUCUUUCUUAGUGCCAUAUGGCAUUGGUGCAUGGCCCUUGGAGGCACUAUAAAAGGAAGCAAGUGGAGUGCAAGGCUAGCUGCUAGCUUUCUCUCUCUCAUCUCAGUAAUCUCAACCAAGGAGCAAAAUGGCGGAUACAACCACAGCCGGAGGUGUACCAACACCACCGAGGCCACGAGCGGGGGCGGGGAUCACAUGACGUGCUCGUGCGGACAGCACUGUGGCUGCAACCCGUGCACUUGCGCUAAGAGCGUCGUCAGCACCAAGACCGGGAAGGCCUACUGCAAGUGCGGCGAGGGUUGCGCAUGUGUGUCAUGCGCUGCUUAA